AUGACUGAACCAUUUAAUUCCAGCGUACCAGAACCUAGAAAAAUAGGCGUAUGGACGGAAGGAACUCACAUAGAAGCAAAAGAAUUUGUUAUACCAAAGAAAUCGCCCGAAUCUUUAGAUGACAUACCAACAAUACCGGACUUAGAUGAUUUACAAGAUAUUUUAGAGAAAGAAAUUUCAAUGCCCCCAGUAAAUGACCAAAAAGAUGUUGAAACCGCCAACACAUUAGCAGAAGUGGGUGGUGGUAUCAGUGGGUCAACUGAAGGUGUGGAAGCAGUACUGGAGUCCCGAGACUAU
Iphiclides podalirius (scarce swallowtail) is the source of this 297-nucleotide messenger RNA. Lineage: Eukaryota; Metazoa; Arthropoda; Insecta; Lepidoptera; Papilionidae. The record is from the annotation of a GenBank genome assembly.